AAGUAUUGAAAGCUGGUUUUGCGAAAGCAGUGAUAAAGUGUAAGUUGUGCCGACCAGCAUUAAAUGGCUCCUGUGCAGCACGGUCGUGGAAAGAAAAGGAAACGAAGAAGAUGUCCCACCUGCUCAGCUACCUGAAAGGCCUGCGACAAGCCCACCCGACGUGGACGGCCGAGAAAAUCGUGAAGAAGUGCGAGCGGGAGCUGAAACUGAUGGUGCGGAGUGGUUGUCCUGGUGCUUCGAGGAACCCAUCUACAUCUUCACGGGCAAGUUCUCUACCUGUGGUCCCUACGUCAUCCCCUACUCCACGUAGUACCGAGCUAUACCACGUAGCAGCGAGGAAAGACGGGAAGAGUUUUAUUCCCAGAGAUAAAGGAAAAGUAGAAUCACUACAGGAAGAGGAAAGGGAACAAAGUAAUAGCAUGGCAGAUCUUGACGACGACGACAUCAGGGCUAGUACCGCUAGGGAAAAUAGUACAGCCUGCUCCGCUACACGUUCAG
Molecule: messenger RNA, 498 nt
Organism: Amoebophrya sp. A120
Lineage: Eukaryota; Dinophyceae; Syndiniales; Amoebophryaceae
Source: the annotation of a GenBank genome assembly